AUGCCGUUUUCCACCGUCUACGAAGAUCCUUGCGCGAGGACCCCGACUGAUUUAAGCCACGCUGCUGUUCAACACCUUGAACUGAUCGAGACCUUUCUGAAGCUCCUUCAGUACCUCAACGAUGCAGAUGGCAGCAUAAGUGACGAAACAUUGGCAUAUUCAGAAUGGCGUUAUGCUAUGUAUCUUCGUUUCAUCGACAUACGAGGCUUCUGCCCAAAUGAUCACCCGCCUCCAUGGGAUGUCGCACUUAUUAUGUAUCUGCACAUGCUGUCACCCUCGCGCUUUCAUCACUAUAUCUACGACAACCGUAACCGCAACUUCAGUGGCAUCUUUGGCUUGGAGCAUCGGCAUUUCCCUAUGACCAAAUUAUUGGCAGGCGAAUGGUGUCCUAGACGAACAAAGAAGGCCUGGGAUGAGUGUACUAAGAUGAGCUGGUCUGGCUCCGAGUGCCGCGGCUCCAACCUGCCAUAUCAGCUAUGGCCGUCUGCACCAUGGAAGCCGAAAAGACUCUCCAUUCUGGGAGGGAAAGCUAAUCGACCACCAUGUCAUGAUAGAAAAUGGAUCACACCAACUGAUAAAAAGCUUGAAGACAUCCCGAAGGACCAACAAGGAAAAGUGAUUCUGAUGCAUCAAUGGGAUCGCUGCCGCACAAGUGUACCGGAGCAAGGCUACAAGGUCUGGGACCUCCAGUCAUACGCAGCGAUGCGAACUUGUAGGGUAGAAGAAAGAUGUAGAAGUCAAAGCCAGCAUGAGCAUUUCAACGAAACAUGCACGCUGAAGCCAUGGCCAUCUUUACAAGACCUCCGAGCAGACCUCGAGCAACAAGUGUCUUUCUGGAAGCUUAUACUUCGAGUCAAGAACUCGGUACCUGGGUUUAUCGACAGUCUGAGGGAUUCGGUAGUUGACUACGAAAACUUCCUUGGCCUCCUAGGUAGUAUACUUCCAAAGAGUGAGAGUGAUGGCUCAUACAAGUCAAAGCUAGACCCAAAGACAGCAAGAGCUCCUCAUCACCCAAGUUCACGACCCUCUCGAAUAAUACCUCCAACGCUCGAGAUUGAUCUUCUAUGGCAGACUCAUCGUUUAUUCCCAGCGAGUUACUGGGUUUGGUCGGCUGAGAAGGCAGACUGGGUCCUUGAUAGAGAACGCACAGCGAAUACCCAAGCGGCAAGUACACUACUCCAACAUACAAGGCAGCUUUGGAAAUCGAAGUAUACCUCAGAGUUGGAAAGGGGGGUAUCAGUGGAGGAGACAUUGACGGAGUACGUGCCUGAUACAGUGAAGCAUGCAGCUGCCAAAGUGGAGAGGACUGAUCUAAGAACUCUGUUAUUGGGUCGCGAUGCAUGGAGACAAAGAAGGGUUAUUAGAAGGGGUCGAGAGGACGAUAUAUCUGGUGGAGGAGCGGGCGAUUAUGGAGGGUCUGGGGGUUGUGAUGGAGGAGGUGGUGGUGAUGGUGGCGGAGGCGGCGAAUAG
This is a messenger RNA of Fusarium fujikuroi IMI 58289, 1470 nucleotides long. RefSeq lists its product as uncharacterized. The coding region runs from base 1 to 1470 and encodes 489 amino acids. The record is from RefSeq and is a predicted model, not a curated record. The transcript has 3 exons. Lineage: Eukaryota; Fungi; Ascomycota; Sordariomycetes; Hypocreales; Nectriaceae.